This is a messenger RNA of Ylistrum balloti, 1485 nucleotides long. Its product is annotated as adenosylhomocysteinase-like. The transcript has a single exon. NCBI's taxonomy places the organism in Eukaryota, Metazoa, Mollusca, Bivalvia, Pectinida, Pectinidae. The coding region runs from base 1 to 1485 and encodes 494 amino acids. Gene Ontology annotation, cellular component: cytosol. The record is from RefSeq and is a predicted model, not a curated record. Gene Ontology annotation, molecular function: adenosylhomocysteinase activity. Gene Ontology annotation, biological process: L-methionine cycle.
AUGCGUACUAUAAGAGCAAGUAAGACACGAAGCAAAAUCAAAAGCAAAGAGUACAAGAUAGCAGAUAUACACCUCGCAGAUUGGGGAAGGCAGGAAAUACAGCUAGCUGAAAAGGAAAUGCCAGGCCUCAUGAAUAUUCGCAAGAAAAGCACCCAUAACAAUGCGUUAAAAGGCACGCGCAUCACUGGAAGUUUGCACAUGACUGUGCAAACAGCUGUGCUUAUUGAAACUUUAGCAGAACUAGGGGCAGAAUUAAGAUGGGCUAGUUGCAAUAUUUUUUCUACACAAGACGAAGCCGCAGCUGCGGUAGUGGUGGGGAAAAGAGGGAGCGCUGCACAACCCAAAGGGAUUCCUGUAUUUGCAUGGAAGGGGGAAACAGUAGCAGAGUACUGGGAUCUCACCUUAGAGGCGCUUCGAUUUCCCACAACAGAUGGCAACUAUAUUGGACCCGAACUCAUUGUAGAUGACGGUGGAGAUGCUACACUGCUUGUGCAUAAAGGCUUCGAAUUCGAACAAGGCGAUACGUGGGUGCUGGAGGAAGCAAAGAACCCUGAUGAAAAAGAAGUAAAAAGAGUGCUACGUACCCUGCAUAAGAAGGAUAAAACAUUUUGGACGCGUGCCAUUGCUUCUCUAAAAGGAGUAAGCGAAGAAACAACAACAGGGGUAAGACGUUUACAGCAGAUGAGUAUAAAAGAAACCCUGCUGUUUCCUGCAAUCAAUGUGAAUGACUCAGUUACAAAGAGCAAAUUCGAUAACUAUUAUGGGUGCAAGGAAAGCGUUAUAGACGGUAUAAAAAGAGCAAGCGAUAGAAUGAUAGCCGGCUGCACUGUGGUGGUGUGUGGGUACGGCAAUGUAGGCAAAGGGUGUGCUGCUGCAUGCAAAUCGCAGGGGGCAAGGGUUCUGGUGUCAGAAGUCGAUCCUAUCUGUGCUCUUCAAGCAGCAAUGGAGGGCUAUACUGUUCAGCCUAUAGAUUCUAUUGUGAAGAGUGGAGAUAUCUUUAUAUGCGCAACAGGAAACAGAGAUAUUAUAACCUUGCAGCAUAUGAAAAAAAUGAAGGACAAUGCUAUUGUGUGUAACAUGGGUCAUUUUGAUAAUGAAAUACAAGUACAAAAACUACACGAAGAAACAAAUAUACAAAAGAAAACCAUCAAACCCCUAGUAGAUCAGUAUACAUUUAGUGACGGUCAUAGCGUUAUUGUGCUUGCACACGGCAGAUUAGUAAACCUCGGCUGUGCCACCGGGCAUUCUAGCUUUGUUAUGAGUAUGAGCUUUACCAACCAGGUGUUGGCUCAGAUAUAUCUAUGGAGGCAUAAAGAUACACUAGCAAAGCAAUUACAUCAGCUACCUAGAAAACUAGACGAAGAAGUAGCCUUGCUUCAUUUAGAUCAUGUAGAUGCAAAGCUCGCGAAAUUAGACACAAAGCAAGCAAAAUAUUUAGGCAUACAAAAAAACGAACAAUACAAACCAGACGAUUAUAGAUAUUAA